This is a messenger RNA of Manduca sexta (tobacco hornworm), 2593 nucleotides long. Its product is annotated as synaptotagmin-15. Gene Ontology annotation, molecular function: calcium ion binding; syntaxin binding; calcium-dependent phospholipid binding. Gene Ontology annotation, biological process: calcium-ion regulated exocytosis; regulation of dopamine secretion; regulation of calcium ion-dependent exocytosis. The record is from RefSeq and is a predicted model, not a curated record. NCBI's taxonomy places the organism in Eukaryota, Metazoa, Arthropoda, Insecta, Lepidoptera, Sphingidae.
CAAACACGGCAGACCUUGGCGUUUUGGACCCGGCGCUGUAUAAAACUGACUGUCUUGAUGAAGAUCUUAUGUGGCCUGAAGGACACGUGGGCCGAGUGUGGUUCACGUUGAAGUACGAGGCUGGAACCGAAAGGCUACAAGUGCAUAUAAUAAAGGCGAAACAUCUGCCCUCUCGCACUCCAGCGCUUGCCAACGCUUGCGAUCCCUACAUCAAAAUACAACUGAUGCCUGACGAACGAAGAGUGCUACAGACGAAACAAAAGAAGAAAACCUGCAAUCCAUUCUUUGACGAAACAUUUGUUUAUCAGAUCCCACCUGGUAAAAUCGAAAGCCUAACCCUGAAGCUGUCGGUUGUUGAUGUGGGACGAGUAGGCAAGGGUAAACAACUGAUCGGCCACAUCAUUCUACCACUAACUGAAUUGGAAGGAGUAGCUCCAGACGAAGAACCGCAGCUGUACAAGCUUGACAUUGAAAAGGAUCUUCAAGAACCAACAUCAGACUUGGGCGAAAUACUGGUGUCGUUACUGUACAAUGAAAACCUACAUCGACUUACAGUAACCGUGAUAGAAUCUCGCGGAUUAAAGCUGGAUCCAUCAUCAAACAAGCGCGAGAUGGUAGUGAGAGUGACUCAGGAGCGGGCUUGUCGAGGAGUGCGUGCGAGGCGCACUGCUGCUGUCGAAGUCUCUGACGAGGGUUGCGCCCUGGUGUCCGAAUGCUUCCACUUCAGGCUACGAGCUGAUGAGCUGCACACUACCAGCGUUACUGUACAGGCGCUGCAACCACACUCCGUGUAUGCCAAAGAUCGCUUGCUGGGCAAAUUUGUCCUGGGCUCGUACAUGUUUGCCCGGGGGCGGGCCCUACAGCACUGGAACUCUGCCCUGGCGUCACCGAUGGAACAGGUUAAACAAUGGCAUCCGCUUACAAAUUAAAUAUCGGCCAAACUAUGUAUUCACGGAAGCAAUUGCCAAAGAUCUGUUAAUCGAAUUUGGAGGCUUUUUGCUUUAAUAUACGACUUCUAUUAUAAGUUCGUGGUAUAUUGGGAAUGCGUUAAUAAAAGAUAAUUAUGAUAAUACAUUUUAAAUGCUAAAUAUUCUGGAUUUGUGGUGAUUGGAAAUGUUUUUUAUUGGAAGAACCGAUAUAGUUCAUAAACAUAUAUAAUCAAAAACGUAGUUCAAUAUUCAUAAUCGAUCUAAAAAUAGAUAUUACAAUUGUUGAAUAAAUCGCUUGUGUACUUAAUAUUUCAAACGUAUUCCAUUUAUCAAACAAAAUGUUUCAAAUUUAAUAUUUAUUAAACGAUGUUAUAAAAACCCUUUAUAAAUAUUUGUCUACUGCUUCCGUGGGUAAUAUUAUAUUAUUCUUCUGAAUGUAUACCCGUAACAUCUUAGCGAUGGAUGAUUUUGACAGCCUCUCGUAACUCCUAAGUCACGUUAUAUUUAAACGAAAACCUUUUUCUUUUAAAAAGAUUCCUUGUUUAUUUAUAAAGCAAAGAUGAAUAGGAAAAGCUGUUUAAGAGAGUUUGUGUUCAGGUCACGUAAACGUUGAAUUUGUUAUAAAUAUCUUCACUACAGCGCUUUGAGAACGCUUGAAGUUUUAAAAUUUUAGAAGGAAAAUAUCUUUCCUGUUUACUUUUAAAUCAGCUUAAUAAUGUAUUUGAAUCCCACUUUGAGCAUACUCUAUUAAACUAUCCAACCAUAACCACGGCCAUAGUGGUUCACGUAAGUGUGUCGCUUUAAGGAAUUGGCCUGUGUAUAUCCGGUUCUAACAGGCCGGCAUAAUUGUGACGACUGCCGAGGUGUUAUUACCUCUCGUCGACAGUCUAUUGGACCCCCCUCUACUUAUCAUCAGGGGCAGGAGGAUCACUAAGCUGUGCUUUUAUAUAAAAAAAACUAUAUUCCGACUCUAGCACAUUUUUUCACGCAUAAUGAAUAAUAAUCUCGUUAGUAAUGCUAAUCAAAAUACUUUAGCAAUAACAGUAUUUUAUAAUUAAAUUUUUUUGUUUAUAUUAAUAAAUUUAAUAAAAUUUAGAUUUAAACAUAACGCACAAGGUUUGUAGAUCAAAUAUUUGACUUACGAGAAGCUAUCAAAAACCUACUUCAUUUACUUGUAGUUAUAACUUAUUAUGAUACCCUAUGAUAUAUGAUGCAAGGUAUAUAUGUACAUAUCUGUAGUCAUUUGAUUUAAUACCUCCUGCGUUUCCUAAAUUAAAUCACAAAUACUUAAAAAUUCCCUGAUAUUUUUGUAAUUUCGAUUUACACACGAUUUCAGAUAUAAAUAUAAUAUUGUAGCUUAUAAUGUUUAUCCAGUUUCACUAAUUAGUAUUGUUUUGCAAUUAAUUUAAUAAACUCAAAUCCGCUUUUACUACACUGAUAUUAAAGUUAAAAUUUUAAAUAUUCAUAUUCUCGAACAAUUAAUUGCUCAUAGAUAAUUUUAUGAAAAUAAGUAUAAUAAUCAAAUAUUUCAACAUCAAUACUCGUAUGUUAAAUUGAUAUGAUAUUUAUGAAUGUUUAACGUAAAAUAUUGCCAAUAUACACUAUAUGUAGUAGAUUUAUUUCGAAAAUGUGCAAAUGUGAUCAUUCAAAUAAAAUGAUUCGAC